AUGCAAGCCAAGAAAGCCAAACAGCUCCAUAAGGCAAGAUUAGCUAGGGAGAGACAAAUUUAUGAAUUGAGGAAGAGGGCUGAGUUGAAAGCUGCUGUUUCGGAACUCGAAAGACCCUGGGAAGUUGUUGAGAAAGCACCUAAGUUGUUCUCAGCUAGUGCUGAUGAACAAGUUCAAGUCUUGGCUGAUAGGUUUCAGAAGCCUGGUGGGUUUGAUCUGUGGUCUGAGAAAGAUGGGCCUGAAUUGUUUAAGACUGUUGAUGGGUUCCUCUCUGCGCGAUUUUUCCUGAAAGGGGUUGUUCAUAGUAUUAGGCCUUAUGAGAGGGUUAAUGAGGAAAUCGAUGAAUUUAGGGGUUUAGGGAAUGAAAAGAGGGUAAAUAUUGGAUCUUUGGAUAGAGUUAGUGAUGGAAUUGAUGAAUUUGGGGGUUUAGGUGGUGUAAAGGGGGUAAAGACUGGAUCUUUUGACGAGUAUGUUAAAAAGCGGAAUUUGCUGAAUGAGGGGAGUAAGGGGAAAGUGAGAAAGAAGAGGAAUGGGAGAAGUGAAUUAGUGAAACUUGCAAAAACUACCCAGAAUAUCUCCAGAUCUGUUCAAGUUUUCGAUUUAGAUGGCGGUGACGAUGGUGGAGGUGAACGUGGAGAUGGAGGAAAUAUGAUUGUAGCGGAGGCGGCUUGA
This is a messenger RNA of Daucus carota subsp. sativus, 672 nucleotides long. RefSeq lists its product as uncharacterized. The coding region runs from base 1 to 672 and encodes 223 amino acids. NCBI's taxonomy places the organism in Eukaryota, Viridiplantae, Streptophyta, Magnoliopsida, Apiales, Apiaceae. The transcript is spliced from 2 exons. The record is from RefSeq and is a predicted model, not a curated record.